Messenger RNA from Durio zibethinus, 3433 nucleotides. Its product is annotated as RAD3-like DNA-binding helicase protein. Gene Ontology annotation, biological process: regulation of DNA-templated transcription; telomeric loop disassembly; negative regulation of DNA recombination. Gene Ontology annotation, molecular function: DNA polymerase binding; hydrolase activity, acting on acid anhydrides, in phosphorus-containing anhydrides; DNA binding. The record is from RefSeq and is a predicted model, not a curated record. NCBI's taxonomy places the organism in Eukaryota, Viridiplantae, Streptophyta, Magnoliopsida, Malvales, Malvaceae. Gene Ontology annotation, cellular component: nucleus.
UUCCUUUUGAUACAAGCAGAUUUCUUCAUUUUCAUUUUUUGGACUGUUAAACGACAGCGUCUCAGGAAAUAAGCCCCUAUGCUACUCGGAAACGCAAUGGCGGGAAAAACCAACUCACAUCUGUUUCCUAGGGUUUAUAUACACCUUUCCUGUUUCUCAAUCCAAACAAGAGAACGAAGGUAAAACCCGAUCAUUUCCAGUCAUCCACUUUCUCGGAUUCCAAACAGAAAAGAAAAGACAAUGCCAACAUACAAGUUGCGGGGAAUCGAUGUUGAUUUUCCGUUCGAAGCCUACGAUUGCCAACUUGUUUACAUGGAGAAAGUUAUUGAAGCCCUCCAAAAGAGGUGUAAUGCACUUUUGGAGAGUCCUACUGGCACUGGGAAAACUUUAUGUCUUCUCUGUGCCGCAUUGGCCUGGAGGAAAAGUUUGGGUGGUUUUUUAACUGGGAGUAGUCAAAAAAAGAGUCAAUCUGAUGUGGGAUCAUCGCAAUCUCAGGCUGGCAACCUUCCAACCAUUGUAUAUACCUCACGUACUCACAGCCAACUGCGGCAAGUUGUUCAAGAGUUGAGAAGAAGCAACUACAGGCCCAAGAUGGUAGUUUUGGGAUCUCGGGAGCAAUUGUGCAUACAUGACGAAGUAAGUUUACUUCGAGGAAAAGCUCAGACAAAUGCUUGCCGUUUCCUUUGCAAAAAGCAUCAGAAGCAUUAUUGCACUCAUUUUUCUCGUGUUGCUGAUUAUAUGAAGAACAAUCCUCAUAUUGGAGAUGAACCUCUUGACAUAGAGGAUUUGGUGAAUAUUGGAAGAAGAUUUGGGCCGUGCCCAUAUUAUGUAUCACGAGAGCUCCACAAAUUUGUUGAUAUUGUAUUUGCACCUUACAACUAUCUUAUAGAUCGUGACUAUAGAAGAUCUCUUAACCUUGAGUGGGAGAACAGCAUACUGAUAUUUGAUGAAGCUCACAACCUUGAAAGCAUAUGUGCUGAUGCAGCCUCUUUUGACUUGUCUUCUGGACUUCUGACAGCAUGCAUUUCUGAAGCGAAAAAUUGUGUUGACCUAGCUGUUGGAAGGCGAGAAGAAUCAAAUGAUAAAUCAAGGAAUCCAGAUAACUUUGCGAUCCUGAGAGCUCUUCUUUUGAAACUUCAGAAGCGAAUUGCUGAAGUGCCCAUUGAAUCCAAGGAACUUGGAUUUACCAAGCCUGGGCCAUACAUUUAUGAACUACUUUCUGAUCUCAAUAUCACGCAUGAAACUGCUUCUAAUCUUAUUGAUAUAAUUGAGGAUGCUGCUGUGCUGCUCGAGGAAGAUAAGCAGCAGGAUGCAAAGGGAAGUGGCUGUAGGCUGGAAAGCAUCAGCAGCAUCCUUAAAAGUAUAUUCAGAGAUAAGGGCAAUGGUCAUGCUCAUUGUUAUCGUGUUCAUGUGCGAGAGGAUGAGGUGAAUGCUACAGAUAUCUUCAAAGGUAAGUCAUCCAGGACACUCAGCUGGUGGUGCUUCAAUCCAGGAAUUGCUAUGCAAGAGUUCUCCAAAAUGGGUGUUGGAUCUAUUGUAUUAACAUCUGGUACAUUAUCUCCGUUGGAUUCAUUUGCACAAGAAUUGAAAUUAGAUUUUCCUGUUCGGUUGGAAAAUCCUCAUGUGAUAUCCUCAAAUCAGAUAUGGGCUGGAGUUGUCCCACUUGGUCCAUCAGGUCGCCCCUUCAAUUCAUCUUACCAGAAUCGUGAUUCUCCAGAAUACAAACAAGAACUUGGGAAUGCUAUUGUCAAUUUUGCUCGAAUUGUACCUGAUGGACUGCUUGUAUUCUUUCCAUCUUACUACCUUUUGGACCAGUGCAUUAGUUGUUGGAAGAACAUGGGUAACGGAAAUUCAAGUACCAUAUGGGAAAGAAUAUGCAAAUUUAAGAAGCCUGUUAUUGAACCUAGACAAUCUUCCCUGUUUCCUCUGGCAAUUGAGGACUAUAUGACUAAACUGAAGGACACCUCCACUUCUGGAGCAGUAUUUUUUGCUGUUUGUCGUGGCAAGGUCAGUGAAGGAUUAGAUUUUGCUGACCAUGCUGGAAGGGCAGUUGUCAUCACUGGGAUGCCAUUUGCCAAAAGGACCGACCCUAAGGUUCGUCUCAAACGUGAGUACUUGAACCUACAGGCACAAUCACCCAGUGAAGGAUGUAAGAUGCUUAAGUUGUUAACUGGAGAAGAGUGGUACAAUCAACAAGCAUUAAGAGCUGUAAAUCAGGCCAUCGGACGUGUUAUUCGUCACCGUCAUGAUUAUGGAGCGAUCAUCUUUUGUGAUGAGAGGUUUGCUCAACCAAGUCGUCAGUCUCAAAUAUCACUUUGGAUACAGCCUCAUAUUAAGUGUUACACCAAAUUCGGGGAUGUUGUUUUUACGCUGACUCAUUUUUUCCGAGAUGGAGUAAGCUAUAGUCCUGCAAAGCCAAAACUAGCAGGCCAGGAAAGCAUGGACCUUAGUCCAAGUUCUGCUACAAAAUCAGUUUCGGAUGAGGGCAUCAAGGAAUCUUCAGCAGGAAACAGAAGGGAGAUCAAAACUGCUCAGCCUCUGGACGAAUCUUACCUGGAAAGGUUCCCUGCUUUGUCUACAUCAAUGGAUCAACCUCGCUCCAAAGACAAAUUAUCUUCUCUUUUAGAAGUUAAAAGCAGCAACAACUCACACCAGCUCAGAGAUAUUCUUCCUGCCAAUCUCUCAUGUUUCACUCCUAUGGACAUGAAAAAGUUGAAGAGAUCAAGUAAUCUAAUGGUCAAUGAGAAAAAGUUGUCAAUUACUGGGAGGGGAAAAAUGCAAUAUCAGAAUCAUGAUGUAACUGAUUUGACUGGUGAUCUUUUAUUGGAAAGACAACAACGUAAAGAGCAACAGUUACCAUCUUGUUCUGUGAAGAAACGCAAAGUACUACUUAUAGAGCAUGACUCUUUGCAGCAUGAUAAAAGUUCCAAUGAUUAUGCAUCAGAUGCCCAAAGAUCAGAGACAAGUGACCUUCCUUUCAUAGUCAGUUCAAUGAAACAGGACAAUUUACAGAUUUCUGAUACGAGAAGUGUGCUGGAUGGUAAAGUUCAUUUGCUGCAUAAGGACGAUGGAGCUGCAGAGGUGGAUGCUAAGUUUCUCAAUCAGAAAAGCAAAGGUGUUCACUUAAAUGCUGAAUCACAUGGUGCCAAGGAAACAAAAGGUUCUGCUUUUCUGAUUCAGGUGAAAGAGAAACUUAGUCCUGCAGAAUAUAAAGAAUUUGUGGGGUUUAUGAAGGCAAUGAAGUCCAAAGUGAUGAACAUUGGAAACAUCAUUCAAUGCAUUGUGGGAUUAUUUUCAGGACCAGAGAGGCUUCCACUUCUUGAAAGAUUCAAGGAUUUUUUGCCUGCGAAGUAUCAUUCUUUAUAUGAGCAGUACCUUGAAACAAGUAAAGAAAAUGUCUGACAAUCAAAUGAACGAAACUUAUCUUGUCCUA